AAGGCCCCCGGCGGCCCCGAGGCUGCGAGCCGCGGCGGGACCCGAGCGCACGCAGGGGCGCGGCGGUGGCGGGGGCUAGCCGGGCUACGGAGGCGGCAGUCAAGAGCGUGGAGCGCCCAGCGCUAGGGCCCAUCCGCGUGCAGGCACCCCAGGGCACAGCCAGCUCGGCCCUGGGCCGGGGGGCCCGGCGCCCGCAGCCCCCCACGCCCGGAGAGGGAUGCGGUGCGCCCUGAGAGCCCGGUAGCCUCGCAUCGCGGCGCUGUAGACUCGAUGAUGGAUGAGCCGUGGUGGGAAGGGCGUGUCGCCUCGGACGUCCACUGCACCCUGCGCGAGAAGGAGCUGAAGCUGCCCACCUUCCGAGCCCACUCCCCGCUCCUGAAGAGCCGCCGGUUCUUUGUUGACAUCUUAACCCUGCUGAGCAGCCACUGCCAGCUCUGCCCCGCCGCCCGGCACCUGGCCGUCUACCUGCUGGACCACUUCCUGGAUCGCUAUAACAUCACCACCUCCAAGCAGCUCUACGCCGUGGUAGUCUCCUGUCUUCUGCUCGCAAGUAAGUUCGAGGAUAGGGAAGACCACGUCCCCAAGCUGGAGCAGAUAAACAGCACGAGGAUCCUGAGCAGCCAGAACUUCUCCCUUACCAAGAAGGAGCUGUUGAGCACGGAGCUGCUGCUGCUGGAGGCCUUCGGCUGGAACCUCUGCCUGCCCACGCCCGCCCACUUCCUCGACUACUACCUCCUGGCCUCCGUCAGCCAGAAGGACCACCACUGCCACAGCUGGCCCACCACCUGCCCCCGCAAGACCAAAGAGUGCCUCAAGGAGUACGCCCACUACUUCCUAGAGGUCACCCUGCAAGAUCAUAUUUUCUACAAAUUCCAGCCUUCUGUGGUGGCCGCAGCCUGCGUUGGGGCCUCUAGGAUUUGCCUUCAGCUUUCUCCCUACUGGACCAGAGACCUGCAGAGGAUCUCAAACUACUCCCUGGAACACCUCAGCACAUGCAUCGAAAUCCUGCUGGUAGCUUACGACAACAUCCUCAAGGAUGCCGUCGCGGUCAAGAGCCAGGCCUUGGCGAUGGUGCCCGGCACACCCCCAGCCCCCACCCAGGUGCUGUUCCAGCCACCCACCUACCCCGGCCUCGGCCAGCCGACAGCGAUGGCCCUGGCCCAGUUCCAGACCCCCGUGCAGGACCUGUGCGUGGCCUAUCGGGACUCGCUGCAGGCCCACCACUCGGGGACCCUGCUCUCAGGGGGCAGCGGCUCAUCCCUCCAUGCCCUGUACCCCACCCUCCAGCCCCUGGACGUGUGUCCCGUGCCACUGCCCGCGUCGCUCAGCAUGCACAUGGCCAUUGCAGCUGAGCCCAGACACUGCCUCGCUGCCACCUACGGGAGCAGCUACUUCAGCGGGAGCCACGCGUUCCCUGCGGGCUGUUUCGACAGAUAGGGCACCUUUAGCCACGCAGGGAGGCCUUGGAGAUCUGGGCAGAGGAAGAGGGCGCUGACGAAGGGAGCUCAGCCCAGUGAGGCGCCUGGGAGGCUGUCCCCGCAGAGCCUCAGGACCCUUGAACGGAGAGGGUGCAUGCUCUUUUUAAAUAAAACCGACCCAGGGCAAAA
This is a messenger RNA of Eubalaena glacialis (North Atlantic right whale), 1607 nucleotides long. It is a transcript of the gene CCNJL, whose product is annotated as cyclin J like. Gene Ontology annotation, molecular function: cyclin-dependent protein serine/threonine kinase regulator activity. Gene Ontology annotation, cellular component: nucleus; cytoplasm; cyclin-dependent protein kinase holoenzyme complex. NCBI's taxonomy places the organism in Eukaryota, Metazoa, Chordata, Mammalia, Artiodactyla, Balaenidae. The coding region runs from base 271 to 1437 and encodes 388 amino acids. The transcript has 6 exons. Gene Ontology annotation, biological process: regulation of cyclin-dependent protein serine/threonine kinase activity; mitotic cell cycle phase transition. The record is from RefSeq and is a predicted model, not a curated record.